GCUCCUUCGUUCCAGUACUGGCGGCUCCGGCGAGCCGGUGCUCCAGGGUGCUUCCACCAUCGUGGCUUUGUGCUACGUGCGCGAUGCGCGUCGCACACCGUCUCUCUCCCAUCUAUUGAGCAUCAGCGGGAAUAAGAGCUAAGGGAAAUAGCAACAUCCUUUUUCCUUCCUCCAUCGUCAUAGGUGCAGUCUGUAGUAGUUGAGGUGGCCCAUAACAGCUGCUGUCCCGCGGACAGCAGCAUUCUGUGUGGCGAUGCUGCGCAGCCACUCGAGAUUAUGUCGCCCGCAGGCAACGGUUCUGUUAACAGCAUUGGUUUCGUUGCGGGAGGCGCCAACAGCGCCGUUCCGUCAAUUGGUAUGGCGGCGAUGUUCUGCGGUCGAUCAGUUCAUUUUGGUUAGUCAUCCUGAGAAUGGCCCGAUCGGUUCAGACAGCUCGGAGCGAGUUCUGAUUAGACACAACGGCAGCCACAACAGUUUGAGUGUCGAUGACAACACUGUUGAUAAAUAGAACGAUUUUAUAAUGAUAACAAGCGGUGGCAGCCUAAACGGGGUGGAUACUUGCGACCAAUGAAGAAAACAUCGCUGUUCAACUCAAAAGAGCAACGAUAACGACAAUAGCAUAGUCCAGUGUGUUGUGUUAAUCAGCUGACUUUGGAACUAGCCAGUGCAUGCGUGCGUGCGUGCGUGCGUGCGUGCGUGCAGUUUUCAGAUAUCAAAUCUUUCAGACAUUUCAGAUAAUGCCGGCUUCGUGCAUCAGGCAUAGCCCGCAUUUACUCGAUGAAUUAGCAGUUUCAAUUAAUUUAAAAGCGUUGACAACAUCAGCAACUGCUAAAACAACUUUUACAUCAAACGCUAUGUUAUUUAAUGUGCGUUCCGCUUAAAUUCGUCUAUCGAAUUAUCGUAGUGAAAAGCAACACCGUUCUCCAGUUGAAUCUUCAUGAUUUCAUAUACCUGCCUGCUUGUUUAACUCUUGUAUAGCAUCGUAUCAGUUCGUGUAUAGAGAAUCUGCACUGGCCAAACUCAUUACUAGCGUCGAUCGCGGCUGUACCCACACCUGUGAUGCUCGGUGCAGAAAAGUCCCUCGGCCGGCGACGUGGUGCGUAUCAGUGAAAACGCUUUCAUAUAAUUUAGAUUCAGCAUUAGCAUUUGUUGCCACUCCGCUGUAAAUUGGUUUAUCAAGCAACCUCCGCAAGACAACAAGCGGAACCAGAUUAUCUGGUUUACGCAGAUUAUGUAUCGUCAGCGAAUCUAUCAUUACUAAUCUACAGAAAUGACAAGUUCAAAUACAACUAUUUCAGCUUAGUUUUAUCUGGACGCCAAUGUAAUCGACUUAUUUCAGCGUUAUACGGCUGUAGCAACCGAGCUGAGCAGAGGACAACGAUAACUACGAGUACGAAACAACAGGCCCAAUAACGCACGACAGAGAUCUUCUUUUUUGAUGCCCAGUACGAUAGAUAAUCACACGCCACCGCACAAUCCUCUCUUCACCUUCAUUAGAUAGUGACACGAAACGAAAACAUAACAGAGUCGUAUUCGAUCAGCCCGACGAUUUCAUAGUUAGCAGCAGCCGUUCGGGUAAAAAGGGUGACGAUGUGCGAACAACCGCCAAAAAUGAAACAUUUUGCCGCCAUUUUCGCCGCAUGAUCAUCAGCAAAGCCGCUAAUGCUACCGUAUUGCAACUACCCUGUAGCCAGUAACGUUGCAGCCAGCUGCGUAUGGACACGAUAGCGCUCAGCCAAAAAAUAAUCGCGAUAUUCUUAGCCACUGCGCUGAAGGUAGCUCAGUAGGAUCAUAGUAAGCCCACAUCUAAAAGGUGUGCCUUCCAUACAGCGAACCCAGCGCCCAGUGCUUCGCCAGUACGCUAGGCCAAUUUAAUACAACUAAGUUGAUAGUUAUAAGCAAGUAGGACUCGAGACGCUUGAAAAUGAAUUGGCGAGCCCGUUGACUGUGGAGUGUCUAAGCGUCUGUCAAGUGAUUUUUGUCGCCUGAAAGCUAUACGUCCAGUACCUGCACGAAAAGGGAUUGGCGCCGAUAGUCGAUAGUGGUCAAUAGCUCGUCAACGAAUAAUUUGUUCGUGGCUGUCGAUCACAGGGUAAACAAAACGCUGGCCUAUACCGGACGUUGCAGCAGUUAUGUCGCAUUUCGUUGCCUUCACCUAUAUUCGACUAUUUACAUAACACUAAGACGUCACAUUAGGUCCAAGUAUUUUGUACCCUUUGGCGAACCCAUUGCAGACGCGCGCGCGCGCGCGCGAUACAAACGAGCUUUGCUACCCACCACAUCAAGCGGUACCCACGGGGUAAACUGACAACGAAAUAUAAAAACGUUUCUUUUGAAUUACCUUCUUCGCAUCGAUGGCAGGCGUUAUUUUACUAUCGUUGCCAGAAAUUAGUGCUGGCUAGAAGAAGGACAAAAACAACAAACAAGGUCUGCGGCAAAGUCCGCUACAGUAACUUAAGACGAACUUAAUUAGUUCAAUGCUAAUAGCAUUGAACUAAUUAAGAAAGACAAGCUACUAACCAUGUAACGAACCAAACGAACAUUCGAAGUGGGCUUGUUGUUUAAGCGAAGCCAUCUCAGUACGAGCCACUCGGACUCUGAGCCAUACGCAGCGCUGCAUCGCACCAAUGGGUAAAUCACAGCUCCGUAGGAUACAUUCCCUUCAUUCAGCUGUUUGAUAUCAGUCAAAAUCGAUCCUUACAUCAGGAACAACCUCUACUAUAAAACCAUACGCUUUGUCAAAUAUAACACUGUAGGUGUACGUUGUUUGUUUCAUCUUUUCGAGUCUUCUUUCUGCACGAACAAAGUUCUCACAGCAGCGAUAUCGUCAUUGAACAGAACGAUCUAAUCAGAUUUCGGGCUCCGUUUCACUGAGGAGGACACUUGUGUUAGCGUCGAGCAACAAUAACGGCAGGAACCAUAGUAACACAAAAAAACAACAUCAGCAACGAUCAACAGUACACCGACAAGUCAACAAAAGAGUAGGACCAAGGCUUGAUCGAUUGACCAAGUUCAGAACGAACAAAAAAUAAAGCUUCAGAUGCUCUAGAGGAAGAAGGUAGGUGGAUACGACAGAAGAAUUCAAACGGCUCUGCCCGUCUCGUCUCGUCAAAAUCGUGGUUUUUCGCGAAGCUUGCGCCAUUCGCUACCUCAAUCUCUCUCUCUCUUUGUCUCUCGGCUACCUAACCUAACACCUAAGGCAUCAUUCAAGUAUCAAUAUGAGAGCAAUUGAUUAGCACCCGGAUCUCUAUUCAGGACCUGACGCAAGACGUGCCUCAGCCAGAGCAGGUGGCGUCUUGGUGGUAAACGAGACAAACGAAAUUGUAUAAACGUUGCACGGGACCACAACGAACACCACGAUAUCAGUAGUGCACGUCGCAUCGAGCCCAAUAAACAAAAGCUACAUACGGCAAAUAGCAGCGAUGGAUGUGGGCGGUGGUGGAGGUAAGGGCGCGGACUUCCCAUGGGAACCUUCGAAACGCAACUGCUCAAAUGACGCCGUUGACAAAAUGAGCGAACGCUGCCUAUGGUCAGCCUGCAAAGCGAUUAGUGUCGGAUUAUUGUUGAUGGCUUGUGGGGCUGCAAUGGCCACAUUGGGUUUCUAUUCGGAUCACCUAUCCACCGUAGAAGAACGUCGUGGCAACAGUACGGUGUUGAUCAAAAACGAGAACCGCGACUGGCAGCUUGAUUCGCUCACGUACCUUGGCCCGAUGGUGAUGGGCCUCGGUGGAUUCAUCAUCGUUGCCACCUGCGUGAUGACAUUCGAGGCCCGCGAGAGUCGGGUAAGCAAGCUCAGCUGGUUCAAGAGGACCAGAGCAGCUUACGUAGCUCCUGAUCCCAACGAUCAGACGGCGGUCGAAUCGAAUCUCGUCUCGUCGCCCGGCGUUCAGCCCGAUCCGCCCAGUGACAUUUCAUGGGACCGGCGCAGCUUCUUUCUAACAGCCGGAGGCCGAGGAAGCCCCUCGAUCACCACCGAGCAGUCGAACGCGUCCACCAACCGUCGACGCCGCAGCAGUUUUGGGGAUAUCGCCCCGCUACACAAGUACCCUUCCGAGCCGAGUCUUGCGCACCAGGUAGUCACGCAUCUACAGCUCAGUUCAUUAUCACCGGGCACCCAAAUGGGCCAGGCGUGUCGGAAACUAUUCGUAGGUCCCGGCGCCAUUGUUGGCGUCUCCGGGGCGUCGGCCGUGUCGCCUAGUCCUGGCCUUGAGGCAUCACUAACUGGCCCAUUACUGCCACCCGGGAGCAUCGUUUCCCAGCUACAGCCACAACAGUUACAGGAGACUUCCACGACGCUCAAGGGGUUGCAGUCCCCAGAUCUGCUGAAACCUCCCAGGCAAACCCGCGCUCCGCGGUGUUCAGCCGAUCUUCGACAAGUGCUUUCGUUUGACUGUGCUCCCCCGAAUAGGCUGGGCAAUGCUCCGGUCGCGGCCCAAGUUCCGCAGUACCUGUCGUUGGCCAACAGCCCCUUCGGACCGGAGAGUCGACCACUAUUCGCUCACAAAAACGCGACGACGUCACAGAAUUCUAUGGCAGCUGAAGUCUACUUAGCAGAGGGUGGAGGGGUGACUAGGUUCAAGAUCACUGAUCGCUCCCGGACAGUAUCAGGAGAAGGGGUGUCAGUCGGGACACCUCGCGACCCUCUUCCGGGGACAACGCUCGAUGGAAGUCAUAAUUCAGACCGAGAUGUCACCGAACAAAGGCGACUCUCAAGUGCCGGAAAGAGUGAUUCGACGGAAAGCCGAUCAUUAAAAACGCCCAGUCCCGCACAUCGGCACCAUCACAGACAUCACCACCACCAUCAUCAUCGACACGGCUUAGGUCCCGAACGUCGCCGUCUAUCGUCUGCUAACCAAGGGAUUCUUGCUGGUUCGGGAGCUGCCCAUCGGUCAGAACUCCAGCGUUUAAUGACGAUUGCCGUUGAUUCGGGCCUUAUUUCGCCACCGGACAGUUCGCCGCUUAUGUCGCCAGCUAAUGAGAGUCCCAGCUCGCCAACGUUACCAUCACAGCCAUCCAUUACUAUGAAGCGGUUUCCGUUUGUGAGGCAAAAAGCCACCGCAGAGGAAAGUGGUAAUAUGGCUACGUCUUCAUUAUCGCACUCGUCGACAGCGCCCGCGGCCUCGAUAGCUAAGGCGACCCCAAUGGGAGCAGAAGUAGCAGACAAUAGAAAUGAGGUUGGCUCGUCAAAUAUUGGUAGCACCGCGAGUACAGGAAGCCACGAUACUCCAAUCGUUUGAAAUAACGAUAACAGUAGCGAUCCAGAAGGCUCCGGACAAUUGUCCAAAUAAUACGUAAUCAUAUCAUGCAUCGUGUCGCAUUCGUUUCCUUACAACGUCGAGCUGUCCAAUCAAUUAGCACUAUAGCUGCAAGUAUACUUAGUAAUUAUUAAGUCUCGAUGACUUGGAGUUCGCCUCGGCAAGGAGAUUUAGGGAAAAAAAAAAUUAAAAAAAAAGAUAAAAAAAUUUCGCGCGAACUCUUUUCAACGAGCACUAAUAUUAACGCUAUACUACGAGCUGCCAAAGCAGACGUACAGCGCGAGAUGGAAACGGAGAUCCAUCGGUGUACACUUAAACGAAAUAGAACCUUGUUGGCCUGUGAGUUGUUCAAUGUAGAAUCUGCAUGAAAUGAAAAAGCUCGCAAAAGGUACACCGUAGUUUCUCAUGAGGUAUUAAUAAUAGUUAUUAAUUUAUUGUGAUAAUAUCAGAGAAAAAUGAACCUUUCAUACGAUAUGACGAAACAACAAAAACCGUGUAGAUUUCAAAAAAUCUAACCGAAACGUUCAGGCAGAAAAAGGUGAAAGCACACCCAACUAUUACGUCAUUAUCAUUGCACACAGUGCCAGAAUGUCCAUUCAAUGAACGCCAAGUGGGUAUACAUAUACUUCGCGAGGUCGAUGCGUGUUGCACUAUCCAGCAACUGUGGUGGCAUCGUUCCUCGGUCUUCUAUUUGUCAUCGCGGUGCUCCGUAUCUGCGAUACUGUUCAAUUUUGAAGCGUAAAAUAAACAUAAAUCACACAUUUCUGUUAUAUAAUGAGCCAUAUAUUAAACACAGGGCUUGAUACCUGACGAGUUGACCCAAUGAGAAGGAUUGAUUGUAUCAGUUUAACUAAACUGAUAAUACGUGCAAUACGUCCUACCAGAUUUUUGCCUCUUUGUUAGUGUUUUAUCAUAUGAUUUUUUGAGGAAUCGCAUUAGAUACACCUUUAAUUUUGCGCCUUUCAACGCCUAUCGUUCGGAACGGGUACACUAUAGAUUGUAAAAAAAAAAAAAAAAUAGAGGAAAAACCCUGUGGUUGCGGCCUGACAUUAUCAAAGUGUGAAUUACAGCAUUGUCCCUCAACAACCGCGUGUUUGUUAGUGAAAUGACCAUCAUCAUUAUAUGGAUACAUAUAUGUCUUAGUUAAAAUAGAAAACAACACUUCUACUAUUAGAAUGAUUAUGAUCGCUAUGUACUAUUGGUUAUUAAUUAUGACGAAUGAUCAGUACAAGAGCUGAUAUACGGUGAGUACGCAACACCUGCCGACACUCCCUAUGUAAACUUGAACUUCACAAUUAUGUCAAUAUUAUGCGUACGUAUAUGUAUGAACGUGAUAGGUCUCUCUGACCACGAGAAUGACGUGCCAAAAAAACUACUUGCUUUUUUCAUUUCAGCCAAAGAUAGUGGAAUACCGUUCCUUCGGCUGAAAACCUGGCUAAAACUGGGCUCGUUUCCGCAGAAAAAAAGUUGGGCAUCCCAGAUUCAUUCAGUUCUGUAACUCACUCAGAUACGUCAUGAUAAAGUCAGAAUCAGCCAUGUGGAUAGACCUCAGUCCGCUAUCGAAAUCUGCCAUAUACAUGUUUCCGUCCGUCCGAUACGCCGAACGAAGAGAUUCAUAUACCCUGCAUUAGCCAUUAAUUUCCUAUGCAAUACGAAAAAAAAAACUCGCAUAAAAACUCUAUAAACAACGUGUUGUUCUAAGCUGACUCACACAAAAAAAACAUUUAACGGCAGCACAAUUUCAGAUACAGUGACAUGGUACCAACAAUACUCUUCUUGAUUUAGACAAGUUUUGUGAGUGUCCGUGUACAUAUGAUACAGACCUUUAUAGUGUUUAACACCUUCAAAUUAUAGGGAGAGCAUCUUAAAACUAAUCCACCAAUUUCAAGGUGCUCAACACGAAAACGACGAUGCUUUAUCUGACUGACUCUAUUAGACAGCGAAAUGAACUGCGAGAUGGGCAAGCCGUGACUCAUUUGGAUAAUCAAGAUACGUGGUACAAAUAUGCGCGAAUCUCUUCGUUCGCGGUGGGAUCACUAGCCAAGUCUAUAUCGUCCUUUUUCCACGACCCAAAAAAAGCAUCAUAUAUUUUACCUAUUUUCCAUUCCUUCCGCUUCACCUGCUCAAGCCAUUGUCACAUGUCGCUUGAUAGUAGUGGAUGGGACCAAAAAAUAGUCAUAUGGUAAAUCGUGUCCAUUUGGGCACAGCUAAGACUUGAAACAUUUGCGUCUACGAAUGAUCUGGAAAGAAUUUCUAGAAUUACGAAAACUUUCAUCUAGGCUCGUGCCUGUCACAUAUCCUCCGUCAUUGGCUGGCCACUUCCAACAUUCAUACAUCUGUAUAAAUCACACAACAGACAGCGCACUAAUCAAACCAAGACCCCGACCUUCCUGGAAAAACGAGGUCUCAUUAGAAUACCGUCGACAGUUCAACAUUACCAGCCAUGUUACACUAUAUCAUACAACCAAUGUAUAAGGUCAGUGUACAUAGGGACUGAAUACAGCGCAGGUUUCGAGAAAAUAUGCGAGCCGUUAUUGGUAAUGAUGAUGAUGAUGAUGAUAGAUAGAUAGAUAGAUAGGAACAAAGAUCAUGAGCUAAUAGCCCUUAACUAUUCAGCUGCCCAAAUACAGCAUGAACAACUUUGCCCACCUUCCCAGAAGCCGUUUUUCUAUGGACCGACCAACAGAUAUGAUCCUAUACGAUAAUGGUAACCCAGUGCAAUGUCCUAUGUCGACAGAUGAUCUGGAUACAUGGAUUUUUUUUACCCCACCUUUGUGUACCUACUGACUUAACCAAUAGUAUUAAAGACCAAUGAAUAAGCGGGAUCUCAACACUAAGUCAGGACAUUUCGAGUUGUUCAAAUUUUGAUUAGCGACGAUACGUUUAUGCGAUACGUUCUGCGUUCGAUUAUUUUUAUAGCGCGAUGCUUCAGAGCGAACCUUAGACCGCGAUGAGCUUACACAUUUCCGAAUGAGAAAAUGAAACUAUAAGCUUGUAGGUUUCUAAUGUUUUCUUGUACACGAGGCCAGUUCUAGCAGAGAGAAAACGGGCGAUAGGACCUAACCUGGAUAUUGAUACUAUUUGUUCCGUUACAGCUCAAGUUUACUGAGGGGGCUCGUCAGUUUGCCAGAUAAUUUUACAAAUACGCAGUACGUUUGCCAAAGCAGGGUCCCAUUUAUUUAGCCCCGUAGCAUAGCUAACGUGAGGAGCUACCCGAUACAAGUAUUUGAGUCCCUUCUUGAAUAAGACAAACACCCAUGUUUCCUGGCCCCAGCACCGGUUAUCUGGAUGCCCUUAAUUUAACAACGUACAACGAGCAUUGAGUUCGUGGCGAACAGAUAAUAAAAGAUAGAAUUUUUAUAGCCGGAUCUUUGAAGUCUCGUAGUGUGCACUAGUGUAAAUUUCAUCUGUGUCUAACAAAAUUCAAGCCUACAACGGCACAUGCGCUUUUUAUAAGCUUCAUUAUAAGUUUUUAUAAGCUUGCAUUUGUCGUUAUACUUACAAGGUAUCGACAACUCAAAUGAGCAUCGUUCUAUCAAUUCGGAAGGGAGCGCUUACGGCUUAUUUUAAAACUAGCCUAAAAACUCGCUCGUCCACGUAGAAUCUAUAUAAAGUAUAUCCAGUUAGCAAAAACGCCACUCGUUGUACGUAAGUUUGUCUGGAUAGAAGACAUUCGGGUAACUGUCUGCGUACUAAUGUUACAUUUGUAGAAACAAAGAAAGACAAACAGUUCAAGCACAAAUUUGAGUAAGCUUUGAAGUAUGAAUAAUAUGCAUAGAUGUAUAAAUCGACUUGAUGACGAUUCUGGCGUGAAAGAAGUGAUGUAUUAAUGACGGAUAUAUAGACGCAGAACCACAGCGUACUUUUUUGCCUGCGUACACAUAAAUCAGUAAACAAUA
This is a messenger RNA of Varroa destructor (honeybee mite), 9154 nucleotides long. RefSeq lists its product as uncharacterized. The record is from RefSeq and is a predicted model, not a curated record. Lineage: Eukaryota; Metazoa; Arthropoda; Arachnida; Mesostigmata; Varroidae.